Molecule: messenger RNA, 8748 nt
Organism: Siniperca chuatsi (mandarin fish)
Lineage: Eukaryota; Metazoa; Chordata; Actinopteri; Centrarchiformes; Sinipercidae
Gene: usp43a
Product: ubiquitin specific peptidase 43a
Exons: 16
Coding region: 563-4249 (1228 amino acids)
Biological process (GO): protein deubiquitination
Molecular function (GO): cysteine-type deubiquitinase activity
Source: RefSeq, a predicted model, not a curated record
UCUAUGCUCUUUGCCAGUCUAGUGACGGCUUGAGAAUGAUAUUCCUGUUCAUUGUAUCAACCUUUCUAUUGUGAUAUACUACAAUUAAUCGAAUCCAGGUUAAUUAAAUUCAUGUCUGAGGGGCGGGCGUUAGACAGGAUCCUCCAAAGAGAAAGUUGUUCAUUGUGGCCCCAUAGACAGGAGAGGAGGGAGGGAAGAAUACCAGUGGUGAGAGAGUCAAAGACCGCCAGCGCACGAUCCAGCGCUGAGAGCCAUCGAUGAGGAAGUGUAAUUGGACCUGCGAUGUGGAGGGAGGAAAGCAGCACAUCUCUGUAGUUCCUGGAUAGAGCGUCACCCAUCAAAACGCGCGGACUGGUGACCAUAUCGUACUGGGAACUGUCGGGAUGUCAAGGGAAUAAUAUCAGUAGCUAAUCAUGUGCCUUAUUGGCACCGAGUUGGUGCCACCUCAGCGGUAGGGUUUGUGGAGAGAAGGGAAGCGGAGGAGGAGAGGUAGACAGCCUGGCAGACAGGUGCGUCUCCACAGCUUGUUUCGUUUCUCUCGGUCCUGUUAAGUAACAGAGCCAUGGAUACCCGCAAGGAAAACAAGGCAAGGAAAUCCAUGAAACCCAAAACGACAAAGCGAAAAGAGAAGAAAUACAAAACCGGGAGGUUUGCCAGGAGGAAAUCGCUGCGAUCUUUUGGUAAUUUCAUGGGAAGGAUCCUUAAAACUUUGGGUACUUUGGCGCACUUUGGCGACGCGGAACCGACGGACGCAGAGGACGACGACGGCGGCUUCGGGCGAAGCGCGUCUGGGGGUUUCAAAGACGACUGUUCGCAUACCUCCAGGGAGGGAACCGUGAAGAAGAGCUCCACGGUGUCCUCCACUCACGGCUCUGUGAAAGACAGGCUGUCGUGGUGCUACGGCGACAAGACCCCCGGGGUGCUGGGACUGAAGAACCACGGCAACACCUGUUUCAUGAACGCCGUGGUUCAGUGCCUCAGCAACACGGACCUGCUGGCCGAGUACCUCGGGCUGGAGCAGUACAAGUCGGAUAUAUGCCACCGGAGGGUGAACGGGGAGGUGAGAGGCGAGGAGCGGCAAACCGCCCGGGGAGAAGUGACCGAGCAGCUGGCGUCGCUGGUUCGAGCGCUGUGGACGCUGGAGUACACGCCGCAGCUAUCUGUGGAGUUCAAGAGCAUUGUGGCCAAGUACGGCUCUCAGUUUCGGGGAAACUCUCAGCAUGAUGCCCUCGAGUUCCUCCUCUGGCUUUUGGACAGAGUUCAUGAAGAUGCUAAUUCCAGCCCCAACAACAACAGCAGCAGCAGCAACAGCAAGACCAAAGCCAAUGCCAAGGGACCCAGUUCAUUGGAGGAUCGUUCCAGUCUCAGUUCAGCCAGCACACAGCAGCCUCGAGAUCGACACAGUUUUGUCCAGGAACACUUCCAGGCUCAGUACAGGUCCUCUCUGACGUGCCCUCAUUGCCUUAAGCAGAGCAACACCUUCGACCCGUUUUUAUGUAUCUCCCUGCCUAUCCCCCUACGACAAACCAGGUCGAUGUGUGUGACGCUGGUGUUCAGUACGAAGGGUCAGAGGUACCUGCGGGUGGGGCUGGCUGUACCUCUUUUUGGGUCCCUGUCCUGCCUGCGAGUCAUGGUGGCAGAGGAGGGCAACAUCUCCCCAGACCAGGUCAUCCUAUCAGAGUUGUACUCCAAGGGUUUCCAGCGUUCCUUUUCCGAUGAUGAUGACCUGACAGCAGUUGCUGAUAGCGACGUCGUCUACGCCUUUCAGGCUCCUCCCCUCUAUAGUCGUGGAGGCUCCGCACCCCACUCAGGGUAUCACCACAGCCUCCCUUCCUCCCCCUACACCUCUACGGCUGGACCUGAUGGACAGAGGUUACCCCCAUCUGGCACCCUCUCCUCUGAAUACCUGAACCAGGGUGGCUCCACAAAAGUCCUCCUCCUCAUCUGCAGCACAGCAGGAUCUGGCCAGCAGGCUGUCAGGUUUGGACCUCCAUUUCUCAUGCAUGAGGACAGGAGCAUCUCCUGGGACCAGCUGCAGCAGAGCAUCCUCAGCAAGCUCUAUUAUCUGAUGCUGAAUGGAUCUCAGGCUCAGAAUGCUGGGGUGCUGUUUAAGAUCAGAGUGGUGGGAGGAUCGUCAUCCUACAGCUACCUGUCGCCGCAGGACAGCAGGCCACUGUACCACCCUGCGGUUGACAGAGCUCUGAAGUUCUGCGGCCCCGGGGGCCCUCCCCACGUGAAGCUUGUCAUCGAGUGGGAGCACAAGACUAAAGAAUGUCUGUUUGGCAGCAUCCAGGAGGAGGUGGUAAAGGAUGCGGAGAGUGUGAGGAACCAGCAGCAGCAGCACCUGCAGCAGCAUAGCUGUACCUUAGACGAAUGCUUCCAGCUGUAUACCAAAGAAGAACAGCUCGCCCCAGAUGAUGCCUGGAAGUGUCCCCACUGUAAGCAGCUUCAGCAGGGCAUGGUGAAGAUGAGCCUGUGGACUCUCCCUGACAUACUGAUCCUCCAUCUCAAGCGCUUCCGACAGGUAGGCGAGCGGAGGAACAAGCUGUCAACCCUGGUGCGUUUCCCACUGACUGGUUUGGACAUGGCCCCGCAUGUAGUGAAGAGGAGUCAGAGUAUGAGGAACCUGAACUCAGGAGCCUGGCCAACUUCCUGGAAGCAGCACUCAGGCCAGCACCACCAACCUGCCGACAUGAUCCUCCCCCACGACUAUCUGUAUGACCUCUAUGCUGUGUGUAACCAUCAUGGAGGAAUGCAUGGAGGACAUUAUACUGCUUACUGUAGGAACUCAGUGGAUGGACAAUGGUAUAGUUACGAUGACAGCAGCGUAGACUUGGUGCCAGAGGAAGAAGUAUGUACCAGAGGAGCCUACAUCCUCUUCUACCAGCGACGCAACACCAUUCCUCCAUGGUCGGCCAGUUGCUCCGUCAGAGGAUCCACAAGUUCAUCAAUGUCAGACCACUGGUUAAUCCGGCUGACAGGGGACAGUAAGAGAGGCAGUCUGGUCUCUCGAUCCUCCACCACCUGCCCAUCUUCCAUACCUGACUCGCCUGAGUCUCCAGUCUUCCUUGACAAUGGUUCUAAAGAGGAAAAAGGGGGUUUUGAGAACAGGCCAUUUAUCAGGGGUCUUCAGGGACGCAGUGUGAGCAUGAGAGCCCCCAGCAAGACCAAGGACACCCUGAGCAAAGUGCUUCCCCUGCGCUGGUCCUUUGGUUCAAAGGACAGACGGAAACCUGACCCAGUACUUCUAUCUGUCCAAGAUCCUGCCCCUGUGGAGCUGGUACAGUACUUGGAAUCUGGCCGGCGGCCCCGGUGUACAAAGGAUCCAAUAGUAACGUUGAUGAGCGAACCACGCAGCACAAAGGAAGCUGGCCGGGCUUCAACCAAUGUUCGAUCUUCCAGUGUUGGGAGCAUGAGUUGUGUGGGUAAGAAAGGAGAUGAGAUGCCAUACGAGCCUCCACAGGUCCCAGAGGGCCAGAGGAGGCCAUCAGAUAAGACAGCCAGCUUGAGACGCAGCAAGGGGAGCCAGACAAAAGAUGAGAGCACCACGAAUAUCAGCAGUAGCUCUAGCAGUAACACCCUCACCAGGAGGAAGGAUGCCAGGAAGCAUAUCUCCUCCAAAGCUUCUCAGGACAGUGAGGCAAAAAGGAGUUCCAGUGCUGGAGUUCAGCCCAGCUACAGCACUCCGAGCCUUCAUGAUGGGACUCUGAGAAGGCAAAAAGGGGACAGGGCUGAUAGGGAACACCACGGUACUUAUGAAGGAAACUCUAAGACCAAGAAGGGAGAAUUGCCCAAGAGCCAUGAGGGACUGCUCUCCUUCUUCAAAGGUAACUUCCUGAAGAAAGACAAGGACUCAAGGAAGUCCAAGGAGGGUGAGUCAGGGAAAGGAGGAACUGAAGAAGGAGGUAGAAGGACCCUCUCUAGGCUGUCACUGUCCAACGGAGCAGCAGGAGGAGGAACUGGGGUGGAAGGAGGCAAGUCUAAUGGCCAUCUGGGUGAUGAGCUGGCAAACGGGAAGGUUGGACGAACAACGGCUAACAUCAAACGCUCCCAAAGCUCCUCCAACAUCCCCACCAAAGCGGAGCAGAGCAUGCGUAGGACAGCAUCUUUGCAUCGUAAUGGGAUGUCUACAGCCCCGGUACCAUCCCGCAGCCUGACAGACAAACCAUCUUAUGGCACCCUGCAGAGGACUCGUUACAGCACAGCCUCACUGGGACGCAAAAGGACAGUCCCCGAGUCCAGCUUCUGACACAGAGAUAUUUAACAUAUCCAUGCACUCACAAAGCCUUGUAUUUGUUAUAAAGUGAAUGACGUCCAAUCUCUGAGAUCAACGCAAUAGAGCUCAAUUUACAGUGGUACGCCUUUUGUUCCCUGAAAAUGAAAUGCCUCGAGUGGUUUGCACCGUGGAAUUGAGAGACACAGAGCAAAUGAAGGGUCUUUUAAUGCUGGGAAAUAAAGAGCAGAAUGAAAUGACGUAACCUGUCCAUCAAACACCAGAGGGAGUCCAUUUUUAUUCAGUUUUUUAUGACCUAAAAUAAGUGCCUGAGCAACGAAUAUGCAGUUUAGACCAAUGAGUUUGUCUGUUUAGCACUGGAAGCAUGAAAUCCUCUACACACACACACACACACACACACACACACACAAGCAUAAUAUCCACAUUUGUGUCUUAUUACUGUAGUGUGAGUGUUGGAUUUCACUACAUUUUGAAUAUUUAUGGUUGUUUGCUUACAAUCAAGACACAAUGAUUGUGUUCAUUUGUAAGAAUGUAAUGUGUCCACUUGAUUAACGUUGGUGCUUUGAGGCUACAGUUUCUGAUUAACAUCAAUUAUUCAUCUUUAAUCCCUUGUUUAAUGUUUAUUUUAAGUAAAGGAUGGCAUUGAACACAAGAUAGUAUUUUUAUAAAGCAUUGAUUUAUCCCCAUGUGACCCAGACUGCAGUUGUUGUCGAGUUAAACCUACAGUAGAAAUACCAUGACCUCUAACUGUAAAAACUUGCUGGGUAGGAGUGAUUUUAACAGAUGUUUUUCUUUAAUUAUGACACAGUAAAUACAUACAUGAAAAGGAAGUACAUAUUACAAUGUGUAUUGGAUUUCACUUUAUUUCUUUGUUUGAUGUGUUUUAAUUUAGACAUUUUAAGUCUUCCAUACUAAUCAGCGAGAAAUCAAAUUUAGGAAUUCCUUUGUGAAUCUGGCAUAAUAAAGGUGCACUUUGUCUUUUCACAGCAUAUGAGUAUUAUGAUGAAUUAUGAUGGUGUUUAAGUCCUGUGAGUUUAUCUUAUACUCUAUUUUGGACACUAUAGGGGAACAUGCAAGCAUAUUUUAUUUAAUUCAGUGAAAUCUGUUAGUUUUGCUUAAUUUUACCUUGCUACCUUUUUUCCAUUAUGAACUUGUUUCACAUUUAAAUGGUUAGUUUUUCACUUGUAUGAAAUACACAGUACAAUUACAAUCACACAUACUUUUGACCACUCUGAGGGAAGUGCUUUACUCCCAGUGGUCUGGCUGAAGCUGCAAAGUCACUAACUAGUGGAGGAAAGGAGAGCAUUCAUUUAAUUUUCCUGGCCCAGAUAUCCCCAGACACACAAUUCAAAUGGUCAAAGUGUGCUUCAAAUUCUGGUUGUACUAUAACAGUAUAACAGGCCUGCUGGAUCACCUCAUUUGCUGCUGUAGUGAUGUUUAGAUGUUGUACAUGCACAGACAUUUCCCAUGAUGCCUUCUCAGGCUCUACACAUGUAUGGCCCUACAUUGAUAUUUGCACAGUGCUGAGAUUUAAUUCGCACUUUAUAUAUAUUGGAAUGCUCUUAAGUAAACAACACUACUGCUAAUGCUUAAUAUGAUUUUCUAACGAUUUUGAGUCUACACCUAUUAUUUAAAUUUCUAUUUAAAAUGAGGAAGCUGCCUCUCACCAACAUUAAACACAUUUGAAUAUUGACCCUGAAACUAAUUAGGUGAUAAUUAAAAACCUACAUUUUGUUUUAAUUAAGUUAAUUAAGAUAUAUUAAAGCAUAUAGUAAAAGCAUUAUAGCAAAAUGUAGAAGAUAUUUAAUAACCACCACCUUUGGCGUAGGCCUUUAGCUGCAUAAAUAGAGAACAACACUUCAUACUGUCUAAACACAAUACCAACAACCUUUUACUAUUUAGUGUUUGUAACUGUAAUGUCUCAACUUGAAACCUGAAAACCAACACUAUUUAUCCUGUAUCUCGUGAAUUUGUAAUACUCCCAAAUGACUAUGAAUAUUGGAUUUACAGUAGAUACACUUUUGUGCAGUUAUUAAAUCUUUUUUGAUGACUGCACAAAAGUAAAAAAGUGAAUUAUUUUCUUUGGAGUUCAACUGAGUCUCAUUGGAGCUUUGCAUUAAUGUGCCAACCAAUAUAAGAGACUGGAAUGAGCUCAUCUCUCUUGUUUGAAGCAGAAGUUUAUUCACAUCAGCAGACCUUUGUCAGGUCAUGUAUUCACAGUAUUCACAUAUGAAUGUCAUGUUUUUGUAUGCUGUUUUCAAAAGCAGCAUAUCAGCCUUAGAAAUCUCGUCCUCCUUUAGACUCAGUCUAAAUAUGAAGUAACCCCACAUGCAGCCUAUCACCAAGAUUGAGAAACUCUGUGUUAAAAGUGUCAUUUACUGCAAAUGCUGUAUUUUGUUCAAAGGAUGUCACGAUGCCUCAGUUUGAUGUUGAAGUUGAGGCAGUUACACUUGAAAAUAAACAAGCAUGUCCUUUUUAUUGGGAACCAUUAAGGACCCUGUAAGGAUUCAAAUCAAAAUGUUGUAUUAUGGAAGUCAGGUUUCUGUGCAGAUCAUCAGUAUGUAGCUCAUUGUGUCAUUGUUUUAUUUGAAUUAACAUUUUCUCAUGUUUAUGCCAAGGAUAUAAGCUGCUGUUUAUUAUAAACAAUGACACUAUAGAGCACUAUGCUUUAAAGUCUAUGACACAUGAAAUUUGAGGUGAGGGUUUUGUAUCACAGAGUGCAGCCAUCAUUUUGUUUGUGUUAGGAGAUGUCUUGGAUAGAUUCUACUUUCCCUACUAAGUAACUCAUAGUCUAGUUGUGCUCUUUGCUUUCAAAUUAUUUAGAUUUUACUAGCCAAUUUAGAGAAACUCAAUGACAAAAUUUCCCACAAUGUAAUGAGCGGCCAAAAAAGAAAAAUAAUGUGAUAAAUUUUGUAUUCUCUUAGUAAAUGUUUGAAUUCUCUUGGCCUCCAGCUUCAUUCUCAGCACCCACAUUGUACAAAACCCUUCAACAACACCCGCAAAAAUUUCUUAAAAAGGUGCCUGAGAUUUCUCCCAAACUUUUUUUGUUUUUUAAUUCAGAAUAUUUAUAUUCCUGCAGUGAAUGAGUAAAAGAUAGUUGUGCAAGUGGCAAUUCAACUACUGAAACAAUGCAUUGAGUCAUGUGUCUGGAUCAGUUGACUCACUCACAACCCUUACAAGAACACACACCACAUUUAUUUAUACUAACACUGUUAGUAAGCUGUAAUUUUUUUUAGCCAGUUUCAAGUGACUAAGCAAUAAUAGUUGAAUGUCUUUGCACAAGUUUUGACUCUGAAAUGCUGUUAAUAAAACUUGUUCUUUGAGUGGGUGCAUGUAAAGUUGAAGAUUGAAGAAGUCAAGCACAGUGGCUUUUGUUCUCCAAAUAAAAACUCAACACUCAAUACACUAUUUAACCACAAAGGGAGAAAUUUAGUUUUCUCCUUGUUCUGACUGCAGCUGCCAUUUGGCUUUCCUCAAUUAUGAGUUUACUGAUCCAUUUAAAUGGAUUCACAAAGACUGCCAUUCUCAAUUGAGAGAAAAGAGGCUAAAAUCACUAUAAUCACACAGUUAAUAAAACAACACACUGUGGCUGGAGAUUCAUACUCUUAACAGCCAAGCUCCUGUCAAAUAACAGGGACAAGGGGACACCUGUGGCUUUAUAUUUAACAAAAUGAAUGCACACAAUCAUAUGGCCAUUCUACAGUGUUGUCCAUGCUGAGAUUCUUAUGAACUUCUAUAUCUAAGCGACUUUUAUGUUAUAAUGGUGCCGAUCAUUCUGAACGAGAACAUUCAUGCUUUUACAAAUCAUUAUAGAUGCUGGCCAAAGCAGAAACUUUCCAUUUUUUUCUGUAUAUUGUCCUGAGUGCUACCACCUACAUCUACUAUAAAACACUAGGUAUCUCCCCUGCCAUUCAGAAGUAGCAGAUAAAUACUGAUACAGAAUUAAAUAAGUUCACUUGAUGUAUUUUGUUUUUCUCUGAGGACAAAGCAGUAGAUAACAAUUUAUUUGAGAUCAAUGCUGAUUUAUAAUAGGGCAUAGAGUUUGAAUGCGGACGCAAAGUUUGUUUCUGUUUUUCUUUGCAUGGCUCAAGCCAAAUGUGGCCACAUACAUACAAUGUUUACUCUGCCAAUCUGAGCACUUCUGUAUUAACACAGUUUUUGUGAAAUAUGGGUUGAAGAUGUUUUUAUAUGCAAUUUUUCUACAUUUUAUAAAAAAUAUUAUCUAUGUAAAUAUUUCUGGAUACACACAGAGAGAACUGUGUGUGUGUGUGAGAGAGAGAGAGAGAGAGAGAGAGAAAGAGUGAAUAAAUAAGCUUAUUAUUCAGCCUGUGGGGUGUAGUGAUUUAGAUCCCAAGGUAUCCAACUGAACUCACAUGCAGUGUAUUCUAUGUUUUGCAUACAGAUGUAACAAGUAUGCUUUCAGUGAAAAACAACAGUUUCUGCCUGAAUUGUCUUCUGUACAUGAUGGUAUAUUGUUUUAUUUUUCAAUACAACAAAUAAAAUGGUAUUAUGAC